Morchella sextelata is the source of this 501-nucleotide messenger RNA. RefSeq lists its product as uncharacterized. Lineage: Eukaryota; Fungi; Ascomycota; Pezizomycetes; Pezizales; Morchellaceae. The transcript has 2 exons. The record is from RefSeq and is a predicted model, not a curated record. The coding region runs from base 1 to 501 and encodes 166 amino acids.
AUGUCCAGUAUCCACGGUGUUGCAAAGGUCACCAAUCUCAAUCGCGCCUCCGAAUUCAGCAUACUCAGCCACUUCGGCGACUAUGCUGUUCUCCCAAUGAACUCGAACGAUGACACGCUAUGGAACUUUCAGCCCAGCACAUCAGGGGGGGCGGAAAACGCAUACGUGAUCACCCUCUACAAGCCUGAUGGCAGUAGAGAUGGGAAUCUAUGUCUGGCGCUCUCUCCUGAUCAAUCAAACCAAGAUAUGAUCAGCAUAGUGUUACAGCAGCUGAGCCAGCCACCUACGCCUGAUCAGAUGUGGACUCUGGAACGGGCUAUAGUUCCCCCUGCUUUCCCAGUGCGAUAUGCAAUCGCAGAGAUAUGCAAUCUCGCUAAACGAGAGUUGUGUGCGGCACCGGGUGGCAAUACUCCAUUACCGCUGAUUUUUAUGCCUGUGUCUGCAGGCAAGAAUGAUGGCCAAAGGGACGAUAUGAGGUGGAAAAUUGAUUUCGCCCGCUAA